Molecule: messenger RNA, 1565 nt
Organism: Punica granatum (pomegranate)
Lineage: Eukaryota; Viridiplantae; Streptophyta; Magnoliopsida; Myrtales; Lythraceae
Source: RefSeq, a predicted model, not a curated record
CAUCAUCCCGCCUAGCCCCCAAAAGCGCUCAAUUGGCGCCAUUUCUCUCUCUCACUCGUCUCACCGCUGAGAGCUGACUCUCAGCUUCAGCACAGGGAAGAAGGAGAAAUCGGCGGGAGAGACCUGAACGAUGAUGGAGCCGAUCUCUGCGAUGGACGUCGACGGCGAGGACUAUGGUACUAGUCACCCCACCAAGCCUGACAAGGGCAAAAACGUCGUCGUCGGUGCAGGCCCUCCGCCGGACAGCAAGGCCACGCCCUGGGUUGAGAAGUACCGCCCUCAGUCCCUCGCCGACGUGGCCGCCCACCGCGACAUUGUCGAUACCAUUGAUAGGCUGACUAGUGAGAAGAGAUUGCCGCAUCUUCUACUGUAUGGUCCUCCUGGAACAGGAAAGACAUCGACUAUACUUGCAGUGGCUCGCAAGCUUUAUGGAGCUCAAUACCACAAUAUGAUCUUGGAGCUGAAUGCAUCCGAUGAUAGAGGUAUCGACGUUGUGCGCCAGCAGAUCCAAGAUUUUGCAAGCACUCAGAGCUUCUCGUUUAGUGGGAAGUCAUCUGUCAAGUUGGUUUUACUAGAUGAGGCUGAUGCAAUGACAAAGGAUGCCCAGUUUGCACUACGUAGAGUGAUCGAGAAGUACACGAAGAACACUAGGUUUGCCCUUAUCUGUAACCACGUGAACAAGAUUAUUCCAGCACUGCAGUCAAGAUGUACUCGUUUUAGAUUUGCUCCACUUGACUGGCUUCAUGUGACAGAUCGACUUAAACAUGUCAUAGCUGCUGAGGGGCUUGAUGUAACUGAAGGUGGCUUAGAAGCACAUGUUCGGCUUAGCAAUGGUGACAUGAGAAAGGCCUUGAACAUUUUGCAGUCAACACACAUGGCUUCUCAACAAAUAACAGAAGAAGCUGUAUACUUGUGUACUGGGAAUCCAUUGCCCAAGGAUAUUGAGCAGAUAGCUUACUGGCUUCUCAAUGAAUCUUUCGCCACAAGCUACAAACGAAUAUCUGAGAUGAAGACAAGGAAAGGGCUAGCCUUGGUGGAUAUCAUAAGGGAAGUGACAAUGUUUGUAUUCAAAAUCAAGAUGCCGUCAGAUGUUCGGAUCAAUUUGAUUAAUGGUUUAGCAGACAUUGAGUACAGGUUGAGUUUCGGAUGCAACGAUAAACUUCAACUGGGUUCCCUUAUUUCUUCAUUCACAGAUGCUCGAACUGCACUGGUUGCUGCAGCAAAGUAGGUUUGUUCCUUUACUAGACCUUGGCACCUUCCGGUCCCAGCCAUCUCGCUUCCAAGGCAUCCUGCCUAGCAUCAGAUGGACCUGCAGUGUCUUAAAGUAGCUAUGUUUACAGAGGUUUCGUCGCCCUUAACAGCUGCCUCAUCUUUUGACUACUUAGCGCUGGUCGGAAAAUAUGUUUUAUGUAAAGUCGUCCUAUCUAGGAUUCUUUCUUUUUUCCUUGUCUUUUUUGGACGACGUACAAUAUUUACCAACGUGAAGUGCUCGAGUUUACAAACCUACCGUAUGACAUUGGACCGGCGCCCGAGUAUGCAUCAUUUAUUUAAGGCCUUUCACCUGA